GGAAUCUGAAAGAAGUGUGCGCCACUCCUCACCACAAAUGAUGCCACGUCGCAAAAGUUCGUUAACCCCGUGCAUUUUAAGGCAGACAGACGACGCGCACUACAAGUACGGGCUCAGUCCCCAUCGUUUAGAUUUGCAGCACAGAUCGGCUGUCCAGGCGCUGGUGCAGACCAAAUGGCUGGACACGAGAGCGCAGGGCAGAGCGGACUGUGACCCGUGCGCAAUAGUUGAGGUCAGGCUUCCGGGAAUAAGCGGGUACAUCGACCAAGACGCGGGCGCCGUGGACAGGGCGCAGAGAAGGCGUCGCUUGGCAGCGAACGCCAGAGAGAGGAGAAGGAUGCUGGGGUUAAAUGUCGCCUUUGACAGACUCAGGAGCGUCAUCCCCAACCUCGAGAGCGACAAGAAGCUGUCAAAAUCGGAAACGCUUCAGAUGGCGCAGAUCUACAUCUCCACCCUGAGCGAGCUCUUGCAGGACAGGGGAUGCGGCCCGGAGUUGGACGCGCAGCGGCUGAGAGUGAACACCGAGGCAGAACAGUCGGCCACCGGGCGAGCAGCGAGGGGCUUCGGAUCCGUGGACACUGCAGUCGGACCACCGGAGAAGUUUCUCGGUUUGGACACACAGCCGGUUUCAGGCAGUACGAUGGACACAAUUACAGACGGAAUUGAGCGUUCGGAGUUAAAAGGCAUUAUCGACGUCUGGGAGAGACCGAGUGGCACGAAAUGAAAGAAAAAAAACUUCACGGAUUAAAUCCUGUAAGCAGUUUAAUUGUACGUUUAGUUUUGCAUAAUGUUGCA
Megalops cyprinoides (Indo-Pacific tarpon) is the source of this 795-nucleotide messenger RNA. It is a transcript of the gene atoh1c, whose product is annotated as atonal bHLH transcription factor 1c. The transcript has a single exon. The record is from RefSeq and is a predicted model, not a curated record. The coding region runs from base 38 to 724 and encodes 228 amino acids. Gene Ontology annotation, molecular function: protein dimerization activity. Lineage: Eukaryota; Metazoa; Chordata; Actinopteri; Elopiformes; Megalopidae.